AUACGGUCACAGGGAAUUCCUCUGCCCUGCAUGGUGAUGUUCAGUUUGUAAACCAGGCAAUAACAGACUACGACUGCUUUAUGAUUUUUCGUGAUUUUUAUGAAUAAGCUGAUUCAAGAUGAGCAAACUGUCCUGAAACUGACAUGGCUGUCACGCUGUCGCACUGUAAACUACAUUCAAAGGAAAAUACUAUGCCAACAACAACAACGGGAACGUCACAAAAUGACAGCUCAACUUCGGUGAACAAAGUUUCAAAUGGGUCUGCUGAGAGUGGUUUUCACAAAUCUCUGUCUGCCACUUCUGAUCCAAUGGAAAGAUUCAAGUACGAAACAAAGUAUGUUGUUUUGGGCUUUAUGAAAAACUUGCCAAAAGACGUAAACCAAAGAACCUGGACUCCAGUGUCGUCCACUCCAUCGUCAGAAACUGGUGACAUAUUCGUGGCGAAAGGCCCAAGAAAAAACUACAAAGCCUUGCCUAAAAAACGCAAACAUAAACAUAUGUGUCAUUUUGAGUCUCAAAUAACGAAACAUGAGAGGGAAUGUAAGACAGAUAGUGAACUUGUACAUAAUGAUUAUGAUGAGUAUUGUGGGACAGUUUUCCCUCACUCCUCCAAAGCCAAAGAUAAGUUCAUUGCACAAAUGGGGGUCCACGGAAAAGAAGGAUUGUCUGAAAGGAAGAAUCAUCAGAAAGAAAAUACAGAAGAUCAAAAUCUAUUAUCAUCCAAUGUCCACCAAGGUAUUAACAACCCAUCAUCAUCUCAUCCCAUACAAGAUAAUGAUAUUUCUGAAUCGGGAUCUAGUCGUGACAUUUUUAACCGUUCUAUAAGCGUGGGCAGCAGUAAAGGAGAUGGUAGCAGCAUUACUGAUGCUGAUGAUGAGAUGGAGAGCAAUUCAUCUCACAGUUCUCAGAGAUUACAUGGAAUGGCCAGUGGAACCAACUCUGAUACUGCUAUGUUUGAUGAAGACAUUGUUGUUGAUGGACUCCCAGAAGAAUCCAGUACUGAUAGCCUUGAGAUACCUGGAUAUCCUAUAGAAUGCAAACUGAUGAAUGAUGAACAUGCAGGAGGUGAGGUCAGAAAGAUGACACUGUCUAGCUCAAAUACCAUUGUGCCUGGAUCUUGUGAGAACGGUGAUUCACCCGUCAGCCUUGGUGAUGAAGAUCCAUUCAAAGACCAGUCUCCAAAAUCACUGCGCAGAGCUGACCUUCAUUUGAACUUAGACAGCCAUGGAAUUUUUCGCCCAGAGUCAAAUAUUACAGAGUCUUUCCAGGAAGUAAUUGAGGAAAGCUCAUCUCAACUAGAAUCUGAAGUCAAUGAUGCAAUCGCACAGGGUAAACUUACACCAACACAGCUUGGAACAGCUGCAAACCUUGGAUCACUCGAGACGAAGGUCGCUCAAUUAUUGGUCACGAUUGCUGACCGCGUGGAAGCCCAGUAUGGUCAUCAAUUGGAGAUGGCUGUACAGACUGCUUUCCGUGUGGACUUGAGAGAAAUUCCCUAUGAGCAGUUCAGCAAUGCUGUGACAGGUGUCAUAGAUGAAUCACUGAAUGGAUGGGCUCAGGUUGCUUUGUGUCUAUUAUACAGCCAGCACCUGACCCUGGCUGCGAUACAGUCUGGUCAGCGUAGAGUGGGCUAUCUCUUUGACUACACGGCCCGUCUUGUGGCGGACAAGGCUGCUCACUUUAUCAUCAACCAAGGAGGAUGGAGCUCCUUGGCCCAAGUUGACAUUGACAGUUCUGUAUCUCCUCUCAGCUUGUCCCAAGGAUCUGGGGAAUCCUCCAGAGUGCCAAGUCCCUGUAAAUUUCAGCCAUUACAGAUUAAGUCUGGUCCUCCCAGUCCUGGCCCAUUGCCCGAGGAGGGGCCUACAGAUCACCACUCCUCUAGUGAGGAGUCAACCAGCUCUCUCUCAGAACAGACAUCACAUGAUAAUUCUCAUACCUGGUCGACUUACUGUGCCUUGACUCUCAUACGAAGAGCACAUUAUUUUGGACUUAGUUUUUCUGUAGUAGCUGCUUUUGCAGUUGUGGGAAUUGCAGUUUUGUUAAGUAAACAUUGACAGAUUGGACAGUAUGUGUUUUUUCUAUAUAAUCAAUUUGUUGGUGUGCAUUAAUGGUGUCAACAUGAAGGUAUCAAGAAAUGAUGCGCACAUUCUAAAAGUGCAAGAGUGUUGAUUGUAUGCAUGAAUGCCAGUCUGUUAGAAUAAGAUGUGCAACAGUUUUGUUACUGUUCAUUUUGGUGCAUUUUCAAGGAUCUCAGGAUAUCACAGUGUGACCCAGACUUCUGUGUCUAAUGGUAUUGAUUCAUAGUCUUAUAGCAAUUGUGACCUAUGGUCAAACCACUGAUGUUCAAUUUGCCCACAAAAUAUCAUUAGUAAGGCCAACAGGAACUAUAUGCUACACAACCUAGGCCCAAACCACUUCAGGUGAGAAAGGUACUCCAUUAAUUAAACAGUGAAAAUAGUCAUUGUUGUGAUAUGUUCUGCUAGAACCUGUGUUUGUGACAUAUUGUACAUUCUGUUGGAAUCAAGCUGAAAGAUUCUUGUUGACUUCGCCAUUGCAGGAUAAUAUAUACAUUCUGCCUAUAGUUAUGGUAAAUUACUUUGUCUAUGACUAAGUUCAUUUUAUGUGUUACUGAGAGUUCUUUGCAUCUUUGUAGAAAAGUGUUUUGAGGUUUAUUUCUAAGGUAGGAUAAGUUUUAUUAGACAAAUGUAAGUUUAAACACCGACUGUAAUAUUUGAUGACAUUUAUUUGUCUCUAAAAUGGCACUUUUGCAAGCAAGAUUUUAGGUUGAUAAUUGUAGACGAUCACGGGUACAACCUGGUAAAGCCCACCAGAUUUGCAUCAAUAUGAUAAUGUCUUUUGUAGGUGUUUAUGAAAUAUUCUGGCACCAUUGAUACAUUUUCAUGAUAACUUUUCUUUUUGUGCCUUAAAUCUUAAUGACUUGCCCAUACAACUCUUUGUGACUUAAACCCUGGUUUAAGUGAAAAAAGUGCAAGAUGGCAUUGUUCUUUAUUUUUUUCUAAUUCUGUGAUAAAUGGCACACAUGAAGAUCAGGCUACUGGUAUUCAUUGUUACUGGACUGUUAAUUUAUUGUUAUACUGGUGCUGUCACAAUGCAAGAUGAAUAUCA
Messenger RNA from Liolophura sinensis, 3126 nucleotides. RefSeq lists its product as uncharacterized. The record is from RefSeq and is a predicted model, not a curated record. Lineage: Eukaryota; Metazoa; Mollusca; Polyplacophora; Chitonida; Chitonidae. Gene Ontology annotation, cellular component: mitochondrion; membrane. Bases 144 to 2054 code for a protein of 636 amino acids. Gene Ontology annotation, biological process: regulation of apoptotic process; apoptotic process. The transcript is spliced from 4 exons.